AUGUUUACAACGACACCAAUCCUAGCUCAUUUCAAUCCGGAUCGAAAAAUUGUGAUAGAAACCGAUGCAUCCGACUAUGUCUCAGCAGGAAUCCUAUCUCAACGGGACAACGAAGGAAUCCUACAUCCAGUCGCUUUCUUUUCCAAGAAACAUUCUCCUGCAGAAUGCAACUACGAAAUCUAUGAUAAAGAACUUUUAGCAAUUAUACGAUGUUUCGAAAAAUGGCGACAUCACCUGGAGGGAGCUCAAUUUCCAAUUGAAGUUCUUAGCGACCAUCGGAAUCUUGAAUAUUUUAUGACAACAAAAUUGUUAAAUCGUCGACAAGCCCGUUGGUCUGAAUUUCUUUCACGCUUCGAUUUCGUUAUACAAUUUCGGCCAGGAAAACAAGGAACAAAACCAGAUGCAUUGACUAGGAGGUCAGGUGACCUACCAAAAGAGGGGGAUGAACGGUUGACGCAUCAGAGUCAAGUGAUUCUGAAGCGAAAAAAUUUGGAUAAUAAGCUAAGUUUGUUCGCGGGUUCUUUGUCAAAUGAAUCCGCUGAAGGAGCGUCCACUGUAGAGGAGUUAUUUUCAAAAGCUUACCAAGUAGAUAGUUUCCCAAACAAGGUCCUCAAUAUGCUUCGGAAUAGCAUACGCCACUCGAACAAAAUCCCGCUCGCCGAAUGUACGGAAGAUAAUAACGGUCGGCUGCUUUAUCGAGGCAUGCUAUAUGUACCAGACGACGAUGACCUUCGACUAAGGCUUUUAAAAGAAUACCAUGAUGAACCAUCUGCAGGACAUCCGGGUAGAGCGAAGACUCUGGAGCUCCUAAGUCGAGGAUAUUAUUGGCCACAGAUGCGGAAGUUCGUCGAUCAGUAUAUUAGGAAUUGCAAUGUGUGUACCCGUAGCAAGGCAUCACACAAUGCACCUUAUGGAGUACUUCGCACCAUGCCAAUUCCCGAUGGACCCUGGACAGACGUCUCGAUGGAUUUUGUGACUGAUCUUCCUGAGAGUGAUGGGUAUAAUGCGAUUUUGGUCGUGGUGGAUAGACUAACCAAAAUGCGGCAUCUAAUACCAACGACUAAAGAGGUAGAUUCAAAGGAAGUAGCAAGGCUAUAUAUCAAUAACUUUGUUGCGGAAUUUUGGAAAUCGCUUUGUGAUCGGUUGGAAAUAUCACCAAAAUUCUCCACCGCAUUUCACCCUCAAACAGAUGGACAAACGGAAAGAAUCAAUGCCGUAAUGGAACAGUACCUCCGAAGCUAUGUUUCCUAUCAACAGGAUGAUUGGGCUCGAAUGGUACCAAUGGCUGAAUUUGCGACAAACAAUCAUGCUUCCGAAACAACAAAGGUCUCUCCGUUCUAUGCCAAUUCUGGAAGAAAUCCAAGAAUGACUUUUGGCCCUUUGGAACAUGGUCGAACGACGGGGGAAGAUCAAGCGAACUGUAUUGCAAGAGAAAUGAAGGAUAAAUUCGACUGGAAACGUAUUGGACCUUAUAGCGUUAAACGCAUUGUCAAUCCCUACGCUUACGAGUUGGAACUUCCCCGGUUAAUGAAAAUUCAUCCAGUAUUUCAUGUUUCGUUAUUAUCACCCGAAGCGAAUGAUCCUUUACCGGGACAACAACAAUUGCCGCCACCUUCGGUCGAAAUUGAAGGAGAGGAAGAAUGGGAAGUCGAAAAUAUUUUGGAUUCGAGGAAACAAAGAGGAAGAUUUGAGUAUUUGGUAUGA
Molecule: messenger RNA, 1704 nt
Organism: Morchella sextelata
Lineage: Eukaryota; Fungi; Ascomycota; Pezizomycetes; Pezizales; Morchellaceae
Exons: 3
Coding region: 1-1704 (567 amino acids)
Biological process (GO): DNA integration
Molecular function (GO): nucleic acid binding
Source: RefSeq, a predicted model, not a curated record